CUCACAGUGGAGUGAACCAGUGACAGGCUUCGACUUGAGAUUGCUGACUGAAGAGUUGACCAACACACGUGUCGCCCUGCAAUCAACGAACGGCUGCGAGGAAGACUUGAGAGCUGAAAUUCGACAUUCGUCUGUUCUGAGUGUGGUUUUCAGAGGGCUGCUUGCGGUUGAGUGUUUACUGUUGGCAUCCUACUGGUUGAUCGGCUGUCUUCAUUCUCGCCGGAUCGUCCCCCGGGCUGCGAUUCAAGAGGCCGCUGGGGACUCAGAGAUAGACACCCCAUCCAGUUCAAGAACAGACACACCCAGUGCAUCUAGCCCAACGCGGCGAUCAGGACCGGUCAGACCUUCGGACCUCCGUCGGCAUGGCCGCAGCCGUGAUGACAUUGGACAUCCCGGAAAUACAGGUGAUAGUUGAAUAUGCUGCUGACCCAAACGCCUUUUAUUGGCACCACAGGGUAUUGCUGCACAAGCUGGCCAAUGGCAUCUGGCUAGCACUCACGCCGGAUAUGGACGUGGUCCGCCAUGACCUAAACAACCAGAAUCACAUCGUUCUAGAGAGAAAUUCUUAUUUCCCUCGGGCUCAGGCACCAUAUGUCUACGCGAUGGACCCUGUCUCCCGAGCUGUGCUUGAAUCAAAGAAGAGAACGGCGCGGAACCAAGCCAUUGUCUUGGGAGAUGAGGACAUGAUUGACAUCGCUCAGACUGUGUGGCUGGUAGCACAGCCAGGCCACCCGAGUUUUGGUGAGACAAUUCCGCGAGAUGUGGUGGAGGACAAUCAGAUUUCCAUAGUGUUUGAGUCAAAGGGGGUGACCCUGAGGGAUGGUGAAGAGGUCUUCAUACAGAUGAUGCAGGCUUCAGAAGUUGAAGAAUUCAAGAAGGGGCAACAGAGUGAAGAGCAAGAUUCUCGCAUCCUAGGAGUGCACACGGACAAGUCAGGCAAAAGACGCUUGGAGUUGGAUGACGGACUCUUGCUGAUGAGAGAAGACAAGAUGGACGACUUCCCCCUGGGAGGUGACAUUCGAGCAGUCAAAAAGUUCCUUGAGGCAGUGUUAGAAGGGCCGGGAAACCUACCUCGCUACCACGUAGACUGGCAGCGGUUGAGUGGGAUCUCAGACACAUCAAGCAUCAGCUUCGCGCACAAGCAUCUCUGUGAAAUGUUGCGAUUAAUGAUUUCCUAUGACCAGGUGAACCCAUGCAACUUGGCGAGCGCAGAGUAUCUAGUGAGGUGGUUGAUUCAGCUUGAGACUGCAGUUGAGAGGAAUCCUCGAGCUCCGUCCUUCCAUGGAUUGGAGCUGAUCAUGGGCGGCCCCACCACAGCCGAAGGAAAAGCAGUGACCAGAAAGUUCACCGAGCACUUGACAGCACUCCUCAAGACCCGUGCAUCCAUUUGGAAACAAGAGAGGCAAGGGUGGCCCGGGUCAUCGCACAGAGGGGACGCUCUGAUGGCCUGGGAAGGACAGUCCCCACUCAUAAGUGCAUGUGCUGAGACAGUGAGUCGAGACCGCCGACAUGGUGAUCCAUUUCCACUGCCUCUCCAAGCUAUGAAUUCAGUAGACCCCGAACCGGGGAUUCAACUACGCCUGCAGCUGAUGAACGAGGCUGUGAAGUCAGUCAACGGAUUGGCCGGCUCAAUGAUGAAUUCGCGCAAGUAUCCGAAGCGCUCACAUGGCUCUUGGUCACCCACCUUUGUGCAGCAAGUGGUCUUGAAGGACAUGGAGGAGAGAGUUUCAAAGUUCGCUUGCUGUCCACUCGAAAUGAGGGAGGAGGAUGCCUUGAAGGAACUGACCAAGAGCGCAAACCUGUAUUCGCAGGAGGCCAGCCACCUAGCCUCCUUUGAUGUGGGUCGCAUUAAGAUCUUCAAGAGGAGGCUGCGACCAAUGGACGCAUCGGCCCUUUGUCCGCCAAAUGUCAGGGAGAUGUUGAAGCACCAGGCUCAGUUCAUCGAGAAGACAGACGAAGAAAUUCAGCUUGGUGAGGUAACCGGGCCAGUGGAACCCUACUGGGAUCCGGUGUUGAAGAAAGACAGAGAGAAGAGGAAAGAGCUGUAUAUCGCCCUGUGGAACUCUGGAUUGCUUUGCUUUAGACGGCGUCGCAAGUCAACCAUUGGUUUUUUUACAGUUCACAAGAAAGACGGCAUGCAGAGAUUGAUCCUUGACUGUAGAAUAGCAAAUACAUGUCACAAGAGACCGCCAACAACCAGACUGGCAACACCCGCUUCCUUCCGUGGAAUUGACAUGACCGAAGACACCUUCAGCAGUCGUGGCUUUGGGGGGAUCAUGGGCGAUGCAGCUGGAAAUGAGGGGGACGUCGGCGAUUGUUUCUACAAUUUUGCUAUUCCUGGUCUAGCUUCUUAUGUUGCCACCAGAGAUGCCUUUACCACUUGGGAGUUGGAGCGGCGUGGCGGUUGUACUUGGCAACCAGGGCUUUGCUUAGACGUGGCCGCGUCUCAGGAGAAGUUCUGCGGGCGCGCCUGGGUUUGGCCUUCGGUGCGGUCUGAGAUGAGGCUUGUGAUGGGGCUCAUUUUUUUGGGGCAGCUUGACUGGGCCAGUGAAUUUUGCAACACUGUUUACAUUGGUGACUCUUCAACCUACGGGUACUCCUUGAUGAGAACGAGACAAGAACCAUAUAGAACGGCCGAUGGCAAGCUGAAGUGGAGAAGCAAGACAUCGGCAGCGGGCGAAUACCCUCUAGGCCUGUGCCGCGCAUGGGCACUGGCCGCUAGGGAGAAUGCCCCUAGCGCUGCGUGGCAAGCGGACACAAGAGAGUUCGCAACAGCUGUACACCAACGCUUGCAAACGAUUGCUGGCUCCUGGCGUCGACCGCUCGGGGGAGACGAGACUAAGAAUCGCCCGGACAUCCAGCCAUCUUCGCAGCCACUCUGCAGAGCGAAAGCCUACAAGCAGCCCAUCAUCUUCGGCCAACACACCAAGGCCGAGGCAGCAUGGCUCCGCUCUCAAGGCCGCCUGGAGAAGCUCUUGGCACAGCGGAACGGACCCCUCCUCGCCAAGCUGGAACGUGUUCAGGCGAUCGACAAGGAAGCGCUAUCUUUUGACGAUGAGAUGGUCCUGGACGCCGUGAGCCCGUCCGCGCUGGAGCGCGCGAGGCGUGCGAUGGAAGAAGACCACUACACCGUCAUCCAUGAUGAGGAAGGAAACCUCGUGCACUUCGAUGACCAUCUGACCUUGGGUGGCAUUGCCUGUGCAUUGUCUCAUCGCAAGGCCUUGCGACGCAUUGCGGAGCACCCCACCGCCGAGUGGGGCUUAGUGCUGGAGGACGAUGUGAACGCGGUGGUUCCCCGGGUGGAUUUGGCCAUUGCCAAGCUUUGGGCGGAUUUGCCUGACGAUUGGGACGCGGUGUGCUUGGCUUACCACGACGAGCAGGGCAGGGUGCAUCCCUCAGCGGUCAACUACGAGGAGAGCUACGACGGCGUGCGAGUGCUGGCGUCGCCGGGCCAUGUCUUCGGCUUAGGAGCUUGGAUGGUACGAAAAGAGGCGGCCUUGCAGCUGGUGGAGCACGCCUUCCCCAUCCAGAGUCAGGUGGACUACACGCUCACCAGCUGGUUAGCCCAAUUCCGCAGGAGGCUGUGGAAAGUGGACCCCAGGAACCUCCUGUUCUAUUGCCCCUCCAGCGAGGAGGAGAUGGAUUCGGAUGUCCAAACCAUGGCGCCCAUUGCCAAGAUCGAGGAGGAGCAUCAGUCGCUGCAAGCCUACCUGGACUACAUGAACGGGAGGCCGUCCGAUCCCUAUGCUGAUUGGGACUUUGACCUGGACGAUGAAGGAGAUCCCUUCGACGAGGAGGAAUGGAUGCGCCGCUGGCAGGAAGAGCGCUACGAGGAGUACUACAGCCGGUUGAGAUCAGAAGGCUAA
Messenger RNA from Durusdinium trenchii, 3866 nucleotides. The record is from the annotation of a GenBank genome assembly. NCBI's taxonomy places the organism in Eukaryota, Dinophyceae, Suessiales, Symbiodiniaceae.